AUGGGGGAAGGUGCUCCUACUACAACUGAUGAUGAUGAUGAGAAGAAGAAGAAGACAAAGAAGAAGACAAAAGAAGACGAAGAAGAGAGAUCCGACGACGACGACUCUGAUUCCGAAGAAGAAGAAGAAGAACACAGAGCACCGAUUAAAAUCUCCAACCUGGACGAUUUAAACGCCAUCAAACGCGCGUACGAGGAGAUGUUUUGCGACGGUUUAUUACACACGGAAAAGAUUAAAGAAACGCACUCGGUUUCAAACACGAAAAUCUUCAUCGGGAGCGUGGCGUGUGUGUUCGCGUUUGUCGCGCAGUUAUACCCGGUAUAUUUGAAGAGGAAAGGUGGAUACGACGUGAAGUUUCACGAGGAUCCUUUUUUGCAACGGUUGACGUUUCUGUGCGUGUGUGGGUACGUGAUUACGAACGUGAUUUUGACCGCGUUCAUUCUGUUUUGCGAACGAGGGGUUUUGCUUUGGGGGGAGUUUUACGACGACGACGACGAAGAGGACGACGAAGAGGAAGAGAAACAAGAAGAGGAUGAGAAGGAUGGGAAGAAAAAGACUAGCAUUAGCACGAACGCAGCGUUAAUAGGGCACAAAGUGUGCGCGAGAAUACACCACAUGCGGUUCUCGCAAAACUUGACGUUAGAGCUCGUCUCGCGGGAACUGUUGUCAAACGGAGUGGCGAAGAAGAUGGACAAAGAAAAGAAAGUGAAGACGAAAGACGGGGUGGUGAUUUUACCAACCACGAGAGGAAGAGUGACGAAAGUAGUGAACGUCGCGGAGUACGUGUAUACGGACGGGGUCUUCGCGGAGACUUCGUACUUGAACAUGGUCGAGCAGUUAGUCGCCGAGUACGAGCAGUCGUUGGAGAAGAAGGAUAAGUGA
This is a messenger RNA of Bathycoccus prasinos, 882 nucleotides long. RefSeq lists its product with no specific name. The transcript has a single exon. The record is from RefSeq and is a predicted model, not a curated record. Gene Ontology annotation, cellular component: membrane; signal peptidase complex. Gene Ontology annotation, biological process: protein targeting to ER. NCBI's taxonomy places the organism in Eukaryota, Viridiplantae, Chlorophyta, Mamiellophyceae, Mamiellales, Bathycoccaceae. Bases 1 to 882 code for a protein of 293 amino acids.